AUGGAUACUCUCCAGAAAGAGUCCAUUUCGACCAACGCAACCCUCAACGAAGGGGACAGCGUCAGAAUACAAACCCCGGAUCUCGAAAAACAGACAACAAAUCAACCUACCGAAACAUCAGCACCAACUAGUGAACUAUUCCCAGUGACAGACCUCAGUCGUGGAAUAGUAGGCUGGGACGGACAAGAUGACCCCAAUAAUCCCCAGAACUUCCCCGCCAACAAAAAAUGGGCCUUGCUGUCCCUGAUCAGCGUCAUGACUCUCAUCUCCCCACUCGCCUCAAGCAUGUUCUCACCCGCCAUCUCAUACGUGGCAGCGGAGUUCAAAGUAAUGGAUCAGACAAUCUUGUCUUUCAGUGUCAGCAUCUACAUUCUCGGCUAUGCAUUCGGCCCACUUCUACUCGCCCCUCUGAGCGAAGUCUACGGACGCCGCAUCGUUCUUAGCGGUGCAAACUGGUUCUUCGUCGUCUGGCAAAUCGGCUGCGCACUCGCACCGAACAUCGAAACCCUCAUCAUCUGUCGCCUCUUUGCCGGAAUCGGCGGUUCGGGAUGUCUAACACUCGGCGCCGGUGUGAUCGCUGAUCUGUUCGCGCGCGAGCAGCGCGGCAUGGCAACCUCCGUUUGGGCUAUGGGACCACUAAUUGGACCUGUGGUUGGACCCAUCGCAGGUGGAUUCCUCGGACAGGAGGCUGGCUGGCGCUGGGUGUUUUGGCUUCUGCUCAUUGUCGGAGGUGUUGUCUCAUUCGGUGUUGAGCUUCUGAACAAAGAGACAUUCGCCGAUGUUCUGAUUCGCUGGAAGACUGAGAAACUCGCGAAGGAGACCGGCAGAACGGACUUGCGCAGUGCUUACGACGCCAAUAGCGGGCCUGUCAGCUUGAGAGAGACACUGGUGCUGAGUUUCAAGAGGCCCAUUUUGUUGUUGUUCAAGUCGCCAAUUGUGUUCCUCCUGUGCAUUUAUAUGUCUUUCGUCUACGGCUUGCUCUACCUCUUCUUCACCACCAUCCCGGGCGUCUUCACCAAGACAUACGGCUUCUCCGUUGGCCUUUCAGGACUUGCCUAUCUCGGCAUUGGCUUCGGUUUCAUCGGCGGUCUCGCAAUGAUCGCCUUUACGAACGAUCGCAUGGUCAUGGCAGCCACAGCAAAGAACGGUGGCAAGUUCGAACCCGAGAUGCGUCUCCCGACAAUGAUAAUCUUCGCCUGCAUCCUGCCAAUCAGCUUCUUCUGGUACGGCUGGUCAGCUGACAAGGCCGUGUUCUGGAUCGUGCCUAUCAUUGGCAUGUUCCCCUUCGGAGUCGGCAUGAUGGGUGUGUACAUGCCUAUCCAGACAUAUGUCAUCGAUUGUUAUCCCAAAUAUGCAGCCUCCGCCAAUGCCACUUUGACAGCGACUCGCUCCCUGGUUGGAGCUCUGCUCCCACUUGCUGGACCUAAGAUGUUUGAGGCUUUGGGUCUCGGAUGGGGCAACUCAUUGCUCGGGUUCCUGGCUUUGGCCUUCAUCCCGAUUCCUAUUGUCUUCAUCAAGUACGGAAAGGUGAUUCGUGAGAAGUGGCCGGUUGAUCUUGAUGGUAAGAAGGCUUAA
Penicillium griseofulvum is the source of this 1575-nucleotide messenger RNA. RefSeq names its product MFS transporter. Gene Ontology annotation, cellular component: membrane. Gene Ontology annotation, biological process: transmembrane transport. Bases 1 to 1575 code for a protein of 524 amino acids. The record is from RefSeq and is a predicted model, not a curated record. Lineage: Eukaryota; Fungi; Ascomycota; Eurotiomycetes; Eurotiales; Aspergillaceae. Gene Ontology annotation, molecular function: transmembrane transporter activity. The transcript has 3 exons.